Messenger RNA from Vicia faba (fava bean), 3915 nucleotides. The record is from the annotation of a GenBank genome assembly. Lineage: Eukaryota; Viridiplantae; Streptophyta; Magnoliopsida; Fabales; Fabaceae.
AUGGCGGCGCUGAGUUCUGACAACGGCACCGUCGUCUUCAUCGACACAAACCUCGACACUCACUUGGCCCUCACCGUCUCCGAUCACGACACCGUUUCCGACUUCAAAAAGAGAGUCGUGUUAGAGCAUCCUUUAUGUUUCCCCAAAAUCGGACAGAUUCAGAUUAACGGGAUUAAGGUUAAGCGUAAUGGUCACUUUUAUCACCUUUCGGAUUCGAUGAUUGUGAAAAGUGCUUUUAGUGGUUACAACAAAAGCUGGUUUCUUAGUGUUGAUGUUUCUGCGUUGGAAGAUUGUAGACAGAAUGAACAAUUGUUUUCUCAUGCUUCUCUUUGUCCGGUGGAUUCUAUUGGCGUUGUUAAUAAUGCUUUGGUUCGUCCUAGUGAUGAUAAUGCUGUUAUUUUACCAUGCAAUUACCAGUUGCAAAUGUUGGAGGACAAACGGAAUGAAAAGGAAGGAGUUCCUGUUAGUCCUUGUGUUUCUGAACACAGUGCUAGUAAAGUGGUCACAAAUUUGAAGGCGGGUGUCAAUUCGUCUGACCAUCAUGAUAUAGAAAUUCCAUCGCCUGGUUCAAUCCCCAAGAUAGAUGACUCUGGUCGUUUAAAUAAUGAAGUUCCGGGUUUACAUAUGGAAUGCGAAGUAGAUGGGAUCAAUGAAGGAAAUAAGGGGGAUUGUAAUGUGUAUGAAGAUGAACCUUCAGUAUCUGUGCAGAGUGAGACGAGAAAACAGAAGAAGAAAAGGAAAAGAGAAGACACUGUGGAGGGUGAUAAUUCCAUAGAAGAAAUUGCUUCUGAUCAUCCCCGGGUUUCAGAGGACACUGAUAAAAAAGCUUUGAAAAAUUUGGAGAUGGUUCCAAGUUUAAAUAUUGAAGAGAUGGUUCCGAGUUUAAGUAUUGAACGUAAAGCAGAUGAACCCCGGGAAGGAAAUAAGGAUGAUUGUAAUAGGGGUGAAGAUGUACCUUCAAUAACUGCACCAAGUGUGAAGAAGAGAAGAAAGAACAGUAAAAAGAAAAAAGAAGAUGCUGCUGGAGGUAAUAAUUCAAAAGAAGAAACCCCUUCUGAUCACCCGCAUGUUUCAGAGCACCCUGAAAAAGAAGCUGUGAAAAAUUUGGAGGUGGUUCCAAGUUUAAAUAUUGAAUGUGAAGUAGAUGGAUCGGUGCCAAGUGAAAAGAAAAAGCGUAAGAGUAAAAAGAGAAACAAUGACACUGAGGGAGGUAAUAACACAGAAGUUAACAUUGGCUCUGUCAAUAAUCCUGUCGGUUGUCCAUCCGAAAGGGCAUCCAGUUUCAACAUUUUUCAAAUGCCACAGUCCGAGAACAAGCAGGAUGAAAAAGAAGAAAUCCCUAUUGACCGCCCAUGCAUUUCACCGCUCACUGAAAAAAAAGCAGUAAAUAAUUUGGAGAUGGUUCCAAAUUCACAUAUUGAAUGUGGGAUAGAUGGGUCCAAUAAAGGCAGUAAGGAUGACUCUAUUGUAUAUGAGGAAGGAACUUCUAGCGCAAAGAAAAAGAAGAAGAGUAAAAGGAAAAGAGAAGAUGCUGCAGCAGGUGAUAUCUCCAACGAUAACAUUGCUUCUUUUGAUAAUCCUCCCGGUUGUCCAUCUGAAAGGGCACCCAAUUUCAACAGUUUUCAGAUGCCUCAACCAAAGAACAAACAGGGUGAAAAAGAAGAAAUCCCUUUUGACCGCCCAUCUGUUUCACAGCCCACUGAAAAAGAAGCAGUAAAAAAUUUGGAGAUGGUUCCAAAUUCACAUAUUGAAUGUGAGGUAGAUGGAUCCAACAAAGGCAGUAAGGAUGACUCUAUUGUGUGUGAGGAAGGAACUUCUAAACCCGCUCUAAGUUCAAAGAAAAAGAAGAAGAGUAAGAAUAAAAGGCAAAAAGAAGACACUGCGGGAGAUGAUAUCUCCAAAGAUAACAUUGCGUCUGUUAAUAAUCCUCCUGAUUGUCCAUCUGAAAGGGCAUCCAAUUUCAACAGUUUUCAGGUGCCUCAAUCAAAGAACAAACAGGAUGAAAAAGAAGAAAUCCCUUUUGACCGUCCACGUGUUUCACUGCUCACUGAAAAAGCUGUCGAAAAUUCGAAGAUGGCUUCAAAUUCACUUAUUGAAUGUGAGGUAGAUGGGUCCAGUAAAGGCAGUAAGGAUGACACUAUUGUAUGCGAGGAUGGAACUUCUAAACGUGCACCAAGUGCAAAGAAAAAGAAGACGAAUAGAAGGAAAAAAGAGGAGACAGUGCAAGAUGAUACUCUGAAAGAAAUCGAUACUUCUGUCGUUGUGCCAGCUCAGCAGGAUAAUGUAGUCCUAGCCAACUCUUCAGAGAAUGCAAAUAAAGAUUCUGUUGGUAUGCCAGCUCAGCAGGAUAUUGUAGUCCUAGCCAACUCUUCAGCGAAUGCAAAAAAAGAAGUAAUUAAGGAAACUGAUGUUUUAAAGGAGCAUCAGAACACUGUAUGCAAGGAUAAUAACACUAAGAAUGACGUUAAUGUUCUGUCAACGAAUGAGGCUUCAGAACUCAUGUCUCCUGCAAAGAAGAAGCAAAGGAAAAGGAAGAAAUCUGUAGCUCAUGAGUCAAAAGAUAUCAUUAUGAGCGAAAAAAAUCUUGACAAAAUGGAGAUUGGGACGGAUGCUUGCAAAGAAAGCAUGCAGUCUACUACAAAAGAAGCUGAAAAUUUUAAGAACCAAAGUCAUAUUGAAUUGGAAGUACAGCUUUCUGAUGCAAAUGAGCCCAAGGGUCUGAUGGAGAAAAAUGAGAAUGUUGUUGAUCAUUGUCACGAAAAGGAAGUUGGUCAAAUCGAUGGAGCUGCGGCAGGAGAAGUAUCACCACAAAAUGUUGACAUGAAUGGAAUAAAGGAACCUGUAAAACCAGUGAAGGAGAAAAAGGGGAUAAAAAAAGCUACGAGUAAAGGUGUAGGACAGACACUUAGAAAAGAUAAUGGCCAUGCGGAUGCUUCUGAAAGUGAAACUGUCGUUACCAAGUCUCUUAAAGCAACCAUUUGCGAUCCUAUGCCAGGAAAUACAGAGACAAAGGAAAAUCCUCUAAAUCAAACAGAAGGGAAAGUACUUCAGCAGGAGAAAAUGCAAGGGACUGUUCCUUCUGUGACAAAUAAUGGAGAUGAAUUUAGCACUGAAAAUAUUGAUUCCCCGGAACAAACUAAAACAAUACCUAAUGCUCAAAAUGUGGAUGAACAUGUGAGCAAGAAACUGAAGAACAUUUCAAACAAUAAACAAACUUCUACCCCAAAGGGCACAUCAGAUAUGCUAACAAAUGGUCAUGCUUUUGAUAGUAAGAAAGAGCGUGUCGUAAACAGAAUUGAUAAGGCACCAAAUGCACACAAGAGGGGACAAGUUUCAAAGUUGUCUAGUCAGUCUGACAGCGGCAUGUCCUCAGUUGGUGAAUAUAGAAAACCUCCUAACAGUGCUUCUGGUAAAAGUAGGGAUUUGGAAAAGCAAAGGAAACAGAUUCCUACUUCAAAUGCAAAGCUGGAAGAAGGUUUCAACAAAAUGGUUCAAAAUAAAGCAAGAAAAGCUUCUGGGAAUGAUGCUGUGAGAGUUGUGAGUAACUCUCAGCAGAAGAAGAGCUUGUUAGAUGGAGCAAUUUUCAAAGAUGACAGUGACAGUGCCUCAGAAGAUGAAGAUAAUGCUUAUAAUUCUGAUGCCAGCACUAGAACUCCAUCAGAUAACUCAAUCCCAUCUGAUUUAGACGGGUAUGAUAGUCCAGAUCUGAAUUCACAACAAAAUGGUUCUUAUGAUGGGAAAGGGCUGGAAAAGGAUGAAAGAAGUUCCUUAAAAUCAAGUUUGUCAGACACAACAAAAUUGCCAAUUGAGCAAAUCCUUAGAAGCUCAGCAAGGUAUAAGAAAGCCAAAAUUACAGCCUCCCAAUUGGAUGAAUCUGAAACUCCGCCGGAAUUUGUUCCCGACAGCCUUGCUUAG